AUGAGUAAAAGAGAAAACAGCCCUGGGCUGGAAUUUGAGUUGAAGUUGUCCCCUCCACAAACUGGAAACUCGUCAUUAUCAGAAUUUUCGACUUCAUCAUCAUUAUGUUUGUAUUCAUCAGAUCAAGACUCAUCCGUAUCUUCUGAUGCUGACAAAGAGACAAAGGCGAUGCUUCUCGUAGGUUGUCUUCGAUGCCUCAUGUACGUUUUGUUUCCAAAGGAUGAUCCCAACCCUAAAUGCCCCAAAUGCAAGAGUACUGUGUUGCUUGAUUUCCUUAAUAACAAGCAAAACACCAACCAACCAGCUGCUUGA
Cajanus cajan (pigeon pea) is the source of this 312-nucleotide messenger RNA. Lineage: Eukaryota; Viridiplantae; Streptophyta; Magnoliopsida; Fabales; Fabaceae. The record is from RefSeq and is a predicted model, not a curated record.